Molecule: messenger RNA, 1476 nt
Organism: Heterobasidion irregulare TC 32-1
Lineage: Eukaryota; Fungi; Basidiomycota; Agaricomycetes; Russulales; Bondarzewiaceae
Exons: 6
Coding region: 1-1476 (491 amino acids)
Biological process (GO): protein folding
Cellular component (GO): cytoplasm
Source: RefSeq, a predicted model, not a curated record
AUGAAUUGGUCGCAAGAAUAUCCCAGCUAUUCCUAUUCAUGGCACCAGUCGCAUGACCAGGCUACUGUGUUGCUGCUAGUGCCGUAUGAGACUCCGGACGAAGAAGUACAGGUGACCAUCGAACGCAAUCACUUGGUCGCGGGAGUCAGAGGCCAACCACCUGUUGUGAAGGGUCGAUUGUACGGAAAUGUCGAUAUUGCCAGUUCCGUAUGGCAGCUAGAGUCACACGCGUCGCGGCUGUCACUCCGCGAGCGCACGACCUCGACCACCUCGACGGUCUCGACGCGCUCUUCCUACGCUUUCGUCUCGGACCCUGAUAUAUCGAGCAGCUUUGCUGCGUCUGUGGGAAGCGGCCCCACCUCUGACACGGAGGAGUUCCUGGCGUCAUCGCCUGCACUCUCCUCGCCCGUCUCGUCUUCCGCAGACGAGCGUGUGGGGUUCGCCACCGUGCAACGCCAGCAAUCCAGGCGGAACACGUUUCGAGCAGUGUCGCCCCGAAAUGUGUCCCUCAGCCUAGCAUCGUCUUUUUCGUCGUCAGAGUCGUUGCAUGCUUCCACUUCUGGGAGGCUCUUGACCAUACAUCUUGAAAAGGCAGAUUCUGUCAUCUGGCCAUCGAUGAUCGUCGGCCCUGUGCCAGAGACGCUCUCUCCCUGUCAUCCCAGCCCUACAGGCCUGAGCACGGAUCUCGAGCAGACAUACAACAUGGAUCCUACGAGUCUAGUCCUCCUCGCUUUCGACCUCUUUGACAUUCGUCAAGACAAGGAAUCUGCUUUCGAAUAUCUACUACGAGCUUGGCAUCAAGCACACCUACCGUCCGCCGCAAUCAGGCUGGUUACUCACUACGUUCCUCUGCACCUGACCUCUGAUGACACUCUCAAAGACCCUGAGACGCCCGUAGUGCCAGGAACGUCUGCUUAUUAUGCUCAGUGCUUGGGAGGGCCGCUUGGGCUUGCACAGCUAUACCUCGAGGCUGGCCUCCUCUACUUGGAAGGCACCGCUUCCGCGCUACUCUCCACUGCCUACUCUCCUCUUUCUUCCAUCCGCUUGCCGCCGCAAUCGCAGUCCGUCGGGAGCGGCGCGGAAGGAGUGACAGCGGCGUGGAAACGAGACCGCGAGAUAUCGCGACGCUAUUUCCAGCGCGCGCAUAAUCUGCACCCGAGCCUUGACGUCCCGUUACUCCCGUCUGAAGGCGAGGAUGUGCUCCGGGAGAGCACGAGCGACGUUACCCUCCAGAUGCCGACCAUAGAGGUGAAUCCUCCUGUGGAAGAUCGUGUAAGUAGGACGCAUCCAAGGCAGAAGCGCCGGCAGAAGGGAGACGUGGGUAUCUUUGAUGAUUCGAAGCGUUCCGCGAUGGAGGAGCUUGACAAUACCUGGUAUCUAUACUUACCGGGGUUGGUGGGCGCAGGCACGGCUUUGCUCGUCGUAGGGGUUGUUGGGGCCUUGAGCUUCUCCUCUUGGAGGAAGAAUCAGGGUUGA